AUGGAGAUGGAGACGAAGCCUACAGUGAAAGGCAAUUUGCUAGGCCGAGGACGCCAUGGCAGGGUUUACUCAGCAUUCUCUUUCAACCACACUCCUGACCAUCUCGCUGUCAAAUCCGCAUUUUCUUCGCAUUCAUCUUUACUUGCCAAGGAGAAACGCAUCCUUUCCGAACUCCAACACUGCCCGGAGAUCGUUCACUGUUAUGGAGACGAUUCCACCAUGGAAGAGGGCGUGGAGACUUACAACUUAUUCCUCGAGUAUGCCCCAGGAGGAAGUCUAGCAGACUUGAUUCGCAACAGUGUAGGCACGUUGCCGGAAUCCGACGUCCAACUCUACACCAAAAUGAUACUCAAGGGUCUCUGUCACAUCCAUGAAAAAGGGUACGUACACUGCGAUAUCAAGCCCAGUAACAUACUUGUUUUUCCGUUGGAAGAUGGUGGGAACAAGGUUAAGAUUGCGGAUUUCGGAUUGGCGAAAAGGGUCGGAGAAGAGAGAGCUCUGCAGCUGCCUCAGUUCAGCGGGACGCCGGCUUACAUGUCGCCGGAGUCGGUUCUUUACGGUGAAGACGAGCCACCCUUGGAUGUAUGGUCUCUGGGUAUCACUGUGGUGGAGAUGCUUACUGGGAAACUGGUUUGGAGGAGGUUAGGAAAGGAGGACCUGCUGUUCAGUAUAGUUUUUGGAGAGCCUGAAAUCCCAGAAAGCGUGUCGGAAGAGGGGAAGGAUUUUCUGAGGAGGUGUUUCAGAAGGGAGGCUAAAGAGAGAUGGACAGCGAGAAUGCUGCUGAACCACCCUUUCAUUACUGAAGAACCCUCGUCCAUGGCUAUGGAAACAAGCCAUUUUGAUUGGAGGCAGUUGAAGUUGCGGGAUCCACUGGCGUCAACUGGCUCGUCUUCUUCUCCGAGGUCACGUUCUAAUUCUUUCUUCAAUCGGUUUUGCUCUUCAAUGCAGUCUCUUUUUAAGAUUUCCUUGGUUCUUUUUCAUACAUAUUUGGGUUGA
Molecule: messenger RNA, 996 nt
Organism: Vitis riparia (riverbank grape)
Lineage: Eukaryota; Viridiplantae; Streptophyta; Magnoliopsida; Vitales; Vitaceae
Product: mitogen-activated protein kinase kinase kinase 17-like
Exons: 1
Coding region: 1-996 (331 amino acids)
Biological process (GO): protein phosphorylation
Molecular function (GO): ATP binding; protein kinase activity
Source: RefSeq, a predicted model, not a curated record